Messenger RNA from Rhopilema esculentum, 1643 nucleotides. RefSeq names its product TIMELESS-interacting protein. Lineage: Eukaryota; Metazoa; Cnidaria; Scyphozoa; Rhizostomeae; Rhizostomatidae. The record is from RefSeq and is a predicted model, not a curated record. Gene Ontology annotation, molecular function: DNA binding. Gene Ontology annotation, cellular component: replication fork protection complex; nucleus. Gene Ontology annotation, biological process: DNA replication checkpoint signaling; replication fork processing; DNA damage response.
UAGAUAGGAAAGUGAUUGCAAGCGCCCUGGUGUCCCUUUUCUCUGAUUCCCCGAUGACUGAUGGACGAAGAUUACUUUCAAAAUGCUCGCAUGAUUGUCCCAAUGCAUUACAUCAGAUAAAAGCAUGGACACGUAACUACUCUUACAAAAUAUCGCAGGAGAGUUUCAUUUACACGCAAAAAGCGCCGCACAAGCAAAUCUCACGUCCUGUGAGAUUGCCCUUUGAUAUCUUAAUAACAAACUGGUGAUAGAUAUAAGGUUAGCAAUUCAAAGUCCCAUUCUCUAGAUACAGCAUUAGGAUCUGUUGUGCAGUGCUAAUUCAGUAAUUUCAGCAAUGGAGUCUGAAGAUGGUGACGGUUUGAUUGCCGCCGAAGAUAUCCUUGGAACAGAGGAUUCGCCAGGGUUGGCUCUUGAUGGAAAUGAAGAAGUUGGCGAAAAAGAAACAGCUAGUGGUUCUAUCACUGGCUCUAAAAGCGACAAACUCCGCAAAAGGGCUGCUCACCAACUAAACGAAAAGAUUGUCUGCUCUAAAAAAGGUUUAUCAGAAUUAGCAAAAAUGUUUGAAGGCGUCGAGUUUAAGAGUGGCAAAGAAGAGCAAAACUUGAAGAAACUUUUGGAAUAUUUUGAGUACUGGGCGCAUCAGCUGUACCCAAGGUACUCUUUUGAAGAUGUGGUGGAGAAAGUUGAAGCUCUUGGAUCAAAAAAGGUAGUAAAACAACAUGCACAUUCUGUGAAAACCGGGGAAGCUGCAAAACUGGAAUACGAAGAGGGUUUAGAUGUGGUGUCAACAGAUGCAACAGCCAACAUAGAAACAGACGUUUUAUGUAAGGGUGGUGAUUUAGAGCAAAAAUAUUUUUAAUGCAACGAGAUAAAUAUCAAGAAUUACAUAAAACAAAAUAUCAUUAUUUGAAAAUUAGCUCAGCUGGCUAGUUUUAAGGCAGUGAAGUUCCAAUGAACAAGUAUGCUUAAAUUCCUGAUGUAAAGAUUAAUAAUAUAAGAUUGGCUUACAUAAAAAUGACUUAAAAGUGAUCAUGUUAGGUUGGUGAUGAAUCUUGUGUUUGAUUACCAACUUUAUCUACCAUCGCAAUACAACUAACUAAGGAAUGAUUGCACUGCAGUUGUCAAAUGCAAGUUACAAUGGUAAGUAUAUACUUAGAAAACCAUAAAGUGGUUCAAAUUGCUAAAUGUUUUGUGUGAUGGGAAAAACUCAUGAGCAGAUAAAAAGAUAUAAAAACAUUAAAUACACAUAAAAAAUUAGAGACAAAAUAUGGAUCGUCUUUUUAAUGUUAUCAAGUCAUAUGUCCUUGCUUGACCCAACUGAUACCAUAUUGAAUAUUGAAUUUUUGAGCAGUCUGACUAAACUUUAAUUAACCAGUGUCUAAGAGAAUUCAAUUUGCAAUGCUCUACAUAACAAUCUUGAAGAGUAAUGAAGUCAGAUUUCCAUUCAAUAUAAUAUAAUAAAGCCCUGAAAUAUUCCAACAUUGAUAUUCAACACACUCUUGCUUUUAAUGGACAUGACCUGAGCGAAGGCUCAGAUGAAAAUCUUGUUUCAUAUGGCAUAUUAUUGAAGUGUUGGACCUUAUACUUCAAAACUAACAAAAGAUAGCACUGUUCUAUGCACCAAAGCCAUUCUAAAGAACAUU